AUGUCUCGGCACGACGACGACUACUCUCGCGGCCGUGAGCCCUACCACAGGGACCGGACCCCAGAAUACACAUAUACGAGUGGCACAGCCGCCGGAGCACCACCACCAACCUAUCUCAUGCCCGAGGCUCCGGCAACACACGGCGGCUCAGACGCCCCCACGAGCAUCGCCAGCCCAGGCUACACGACAUACAACGGCGCAAGGUCCCAAGCGCGGCUGCUGACGUAUGAGCCCGCCCAAGGGCAGCUCUACCUACCGGCGCCGCCGCAUUCGCCGUCGACGCUGCAGAUCCCCGAGUCGCGCUCGCGGCCAAGGUCCCUGCCGCCGGUGAAAUAUCGCCGGCAUUCUCGCGAGCUGCAGAAGCAUAGGAGCAGGAGCCGCAACAGACGUGGUAACAGUGACUCAGACUCGGACUCGGACGCCAGCAACCGAGCGCGCACGCCCGUCGACAAGGCGCGCGGCUUCGUGGAGGGCGCCUUCACAGACUCGCCGACGGGCCUUGGUGUGGGCGUGCUGGGCGCUUUGGUCGGCGGGCUGGCGGCAAGGGAGGCUGUUGAAGUUACAGGGCGACAUAAUGGUAGUCAUGGCCACCACCACGACCCGGACCACAGGCGCAGCCAGCUGAUCAGCACCGUGGUCGGCGCGGCGGUUGGGGCACUGGGCGCUAAUGCGUUCGAGAAGCGCAUCGAGAAGAACAACGGGCAGCGCGAGAGGGAGAGGGAGAAGGAGAGGGAUAGGGUGAAGCAUGAGCGGCGGGAGCGUAGGUGGCGGCGGCCUUAUUCGGGGGAGGCGCGCGAGAGGCGUGAGGUUCAUCAAGUCGCGGCGCGGCCAAGGAGUGGUGGUGGUGGGGGACAUGGUAGGAAUGGGGAUGGGAAGCGGGAUUCCUGGGGGAAGCGGGAUUCUUGGGACGAAAGGGAUAUGGAUAGGGGAAGUGGAAGUGCGAGGGAACGCGGUGUGGUCGAGCGCGAGGUCGAUCCCGAGGCGCGCAGCUGGAGGAAUGUCGAGGAUUGGCUUUAUGAUGAUCGGCAUGUCCGGCCUCGGUCGAGUGGGAGUGGACAGGGGAGUUUGGAUUCUUAUCGGUACUGA
Messenger RNA from Anthostomella pinea, 1086 nucleotides. Lineage: Eukaryota; Fungi; Ascomycota; Sordariomycetes; Xylariales; Xylariaceae. The record is from the annotation of a GenBank genome assembly.